AUGAUGAAUUUCGAUAAUCUCUUUCGGUGUUUUAUAUUAACUCAAUCAGUUGUACGUGAUUGGGGAAAUCCAUUUCAUUUACAAAAACUUUUUACCUAUCGACGUGAAAAAAUUGCUAAACAAAAAGGUAAUCAAAACUAUAUAAAUGCUCGAUUUCGUUCACCACUUGCCAAUUAUUUACCACAUUUGGUUCCAUCUCAAGUUGCUACAGCUCAUUUUCAACUUGUUCUAUCAUGUGAUCAUCGUUUUGGUAUUGAUUCAAUUCUAAUAGGAAUUUGUUAUUCUGGAACAGGUGAUCAUGGUUUUAGUAGACGAAGGUUAUUUACUACAGUCACAUUAAUUAAUCAAUAUCCUAUAGGUUCAAUUCUUCUUGAAAAUCCAUAUUAUGGUUUAAGAAAACCACCAGAUCAAUCUCGUUCAUCAUUAUUGUAUAUUACCGAUUUAUAA
Molecule: messenger RNA, 447 nt
Organism: Rotaria sordida
Lineage: Eukaryota; Metazoa; Rotifera; Eurotatoria; Philodinida; Philodinidae
Source: the annotation of a GenBank genome assembly